This is a messenger RNA of Anthonomus grandis grandis, 1383 nucleotides long. RefSeq names its product segmentation protein even-skipped (gene eve). Gene Ontology annotation, cellular component: nucleus. Gene Ontology annotation, molecular function: DNA-binding transcription factor activity, RNA polymerase II-specific; RNA polymerase II cis-regulatory region sequence-specific DNA binding. The record is from RefSeq and is a predicted model, not a curated record. Gene Ontology annotation, biological process: regulation of transcription by RNA polymerase II. NCBI's taxonomy places the organism in Eukaryota, Metazoa, Arthropoda, Insecta, Coleoptera, Curculionidae. The transcript has 3 exons. Bases 128 to 1060 code for a protein of 310 amino acids.
AAAACCGGAAAAUAAGCGGAUUCGGUAGUCAUUUACGUACGAUACACGUUGGGUACUUCGCUCAUUUUGUUCCGAGUUUAGUUGAUUUCCAUUCAGUGCGUUUUGUGUACACACGAGACAGAAUCAGAUGAUGCAUUCCCACGAGAAUUUCAAAAUGUUCGGACAUCAUCAGAACGAACAGAGUAACGGAUCGGUAGUGUUGGAUAUUAUUCCGCCGCAUUAUGUUAACGGGAGUUUACAUCACGGACAACCCAGUCCGCCCCAGUCGCCCGGUACACCACCCAGUAAUUAUCGAAACGACGCUUCAAGUCCGAUUACUAACGGGGAAUUGAACCAAUCCACCCCGACAAGUCCCAGUUCGAACGAUCCGAAUAUUCGUCGUUACAGGACCGCGUUUACCCGGGAACAACUCGCCCGUCUGGAAAAGGAGUUUUUCAAGGAAAACUACGUUUCCAGACCGAGGAGGGUCGAGCUUGCCACCCAGUUGAAUUUGCCUGAAAGUACCAUUAAGGUCUGGUUCCAAAACAGACGAAUGAAGGACAAGAGACAACGUAUGGCGAUCGCGUGGCCAUACGCCGCCGUUUACAGUGACCCAAUCUUCGCCGCCUCUUUGCUACAAGCAGCCGCCUCCACCGUUCACUAUCCACCGGCUACCGCCAUGUAUCCCCCUCACUACCCGCGGUACAACCCUUAUCCGACUUUUGGGGUGCACCAUCAUUCGGCCAUACCGAACCCGAACCUGCUCCAUCCCGCCGCCCCCUCGGUCGGUUUCAACCCUGCCGCCCCCACCGGAUUAACGGGGGUUUUACCCCAUCAGAACCAACUGCAACAAGGUCUGAACAUCAAUUUGAACUUUGGAGAUAUGCCGCAGUAUCAGCCGUCAUCGCAUCAAAAGAUUUCGCCGACUGACUCGCAUCGCUCGGAGAUCAGUUUGAGUCCACCGGUGAUGGACGGUUUGAUGAUGUCCGCGGCCAAAUUGCCUUCGGGGGGUUUAAAUCAGACGCAGUUGUCCCAAUCGGAGAAACCUAAACUGUUUAAACCCUACAAGUCGGAAGUUUAACUGUUUUAUUUAUUGGUUUUAUUGCGUAAAUGUUCACUAGAUAUGCCAAAGAUGUUGAAGUAGUGGCGGGAGGGUUUGUUUUGCUGACUGAACUUGCUUAUAUAUAUAGCUGUUAGUUGUAAAUACUCGUGUGUAUGUCCAGGUGUAUAAUUUAAUAAAGACCCACCUUCCCUUUUAAAGGAUUUGUAUAUAUAAUUGUAUAAUAUAUAGAUAGUGAUUUAUUUUUAUUUAUUAUAACUAAUGUACAGUACAUACGACACCUAUUUGUUGUUAAUAUAUAUAUAUACGUCUUUUAGUUUAAAUAAAAGGAGUAUUUGGAGAAA